CGUAUACACAUUUACACAGGAAACUCUUUCUCUCAGCUAAGGGACGUUGCAAGAUGAACUUCCAACUUGCUCUGGGUUUUUUGUGUCUCUACAUUGGUUUAACUGCAUCGCAAGAACCUGAAUGUGUAUACACAUAUGUAGGGGAUUCCUAUAAGAUUAUAUUGAAUUCACCUCAACAAGAUGGAGAUACGCUGCUCUGGAAAUGUGAUGACAAGAUCAUUUAUCAACGGAGGAGGGGAAAGGUUGAUCCAGCUGCAAUUGUGGAUGUCCAAGGCUCCCUUACUCUGACAAAUAUUUCCAAGUCAAUGGCUUGUACAUAUAAAGCUGAACACCAUAAUAAAAAUGGGAAAUUAAUUAAAGUACACUCUGAGAGUAUUUGUGUGUUCUCCAGGAUUCCAGACCCAAAGUUGGAGGUGGAAUGUUCCCCAUCAGGUGUGGUGACCCUCCAGUGUGGUCCUAAGAACCUUCCUGAGGGCAUCACACUGACAUGGUUCCACAACGACACUGAGAUGAAAAAUGAGAAGUCUAAUCCUCUAAAACCUCUGAGGCCUGGAGUAAAGGAUCGCUACAAAUGUAGUUUAAGUAAUAGUCACGACACGGAAGACAGUAAAGAAGAAACAGUAUCAUGUGAAGUCCCUGAACCUGAAUGUGUAAACAAAUAUGUAGGGGAAUCCUAUACGAUUAUAUUGAAUUCACCUCAACAAGAUGGAGAUAUGCUGCUCUGGAAAUGUGAUGACAUGGUCAUUUAUAAACGGAUGAAGGGAACGAUUGAUCCAGCUGCAGAUGUGGAUGACCAAGGCUCCCUUACUCUGACAAAUAUCUCCAUGUCAAUGGCCUGUACAUACAAAGCUGAACAUCAGGAUGGCAAUGGAAAGCUACUUGAAAGACAUGUUGCAAGACUCUGUGUCUUCUCCAGGACUCCAGAACCAAAGGAAGUGGAAUAUUCAUCAGCCAGGACUCCAGACCCAAAGGAAGUGAAAUAUUCAUCAGGUUCCGACACUUCGGAUAACAAGUUGAUCUGCUUUACUAUACUGGCUGUUGUGGGCUUUCUGCUACUGGUUUGAACUCUGUUGCUGGUGGUCCGCUGCAAGAACUGUCUCCGGCAAAAGAGGAAACGUGAUGAGCGCAGGCCUGUAGCCUGCUUUGAGGUCAGCGAGGUGCAGACCUCUGAAAAUUGCUGAGAUUUAGAUCAAAUGGGAAGCUAAAUGGUAAACAAAAUAAUAAUAAUAAUAAUAAUAAUAAUAAUAAUAAUAAAGAUGUUGAAAAUGUAUCAGUGGCAAGUACAUUCUAGCUUAGUUCAAUAGGGUUUAUGUGGAACUUUCUUCCGGGUUCUACAAAACAUAAUGAUCGAAUUCCGGUCGUUCGUUAACGCAGCGUGUUAUGCUACCUUGUACAGCCGGUGUUUACAGGAGCUAUCAUUAAUAACUAUUUCAGAUGUAUAUCGUAUUGCCAAAACAGACGUCCAUAGCUCCGGGUACUUUUUACAAAUAUAUUGUACUUUAUUGUAUACUUUUCCGAGUUUAUUCAUAAUUAUGAAGGUAUGUAGCAUAUGUAACUAACGUUUUCUCCUACCAUUAUUAAUGUCUGCUGUAUGCACGUUUGUGUGUGAGUGUGUGUGUGUGUGUGUGUCAGUAUGAGCAUAAGCACUCAGUUUUAUUGACAGAGGCUCAACUCAUAAGCGCACUUCAGUGAAAGCAAUUGGGAUUUAUACAGAUGGUGUGCUUAUGAUGCAGUGUGAGAGAGUUGAAUGGCAGCUUUAUUGUAAAAUGAAAUGGAAGUUUAAUAAACACAUUUUCUUCA
This is a messenger RNA of Sardina pilchardus (European sardine), 1800 nucleotides long. RefSeq lists its product as uncharacterized. The record is from RefSeq and is a predicted model, not a curated record. Lineage: Eukaryota; Metazoa; Chordata; Actinopteri; Clupeiformes; Clupeidae. Bases 54 to 1064 code for a protein of 336 amino acids. The transcript is spliced from 7 exons.